UUCAGCAAACAGCUGAGUGAUGAUGAGAACCAGACCACCUUUGGGAACUGCAAUCAUUCUCACGGACACAACUAUAAAGUGAUGGUGACCAUACGUGGAAAGAUUGACCCCAUCAGCGGCAUGGUCAUGAACAUUUACAAACUUCAGGAAUACAUGGAGGUGGCCAUCACUGAGCCUCUGGAUCACAAGAACCUGGACCAGGAUGUGGAUUAUUUUGCCAAUGUUACAAGCUCGACAGAGAAUCUAGCCAUAUUCAUCUGGAACAGUCUGGAAAAAAUCCUUCCAGUGGGGUGCCUGUACAAAGUGAAGAUCUACGAGUCAGACAGAAACUACGUUGUGUUUAAGGGCAGCUAAAAACCCCUCUCACAAAUGAAAAGCAGGGAGCACAGGUGGGAAAGCAGAGCGCCAUUUUGAAUGCAAGACAAUCUCCUCCCUUCUGGGACUGUUUGUGAAUAGGU
This is a messenger RNA of Candoia aspera, 458 nucleotides long. RefSeq names its product 6-pyruvoyl tetrahydrobiopterin synthase-like. Gene Ontology annotation, cellular component: mitochondrion. The record is from RefSeq and is a predicted model, not a curated record. Bases 82 to 354 code for a protein of 90 amino acids. NCBI's taxonomy places the organism in Eukaryota, Metazoa, Chordata, Lepidosauria, Squamata, Candoiidae. Gene Ontology annotation, biological process: tetrahydrobiopterin biosynthetic process. Gene Ontology annotation, molecular function: 6-pyruvoyltetrahydropterin synthase activity. The transcript has 5 exons.